UGUCCGGAGAUUGGUUUGCGUGAAACGCUGUCGUUUCAUUUUUCGUUUACACGAAAGAUGAAUAAUGACGGAGGAGGCUUUCCGAGUUUCUGGUAAAUGGCAAUCGGUACGGUACCGUUGUCUUGAUUUGAAUUUGAAACGACGUUGAAGCGGAGAUCCAUACGUAGAAGCUGGAAAGAUGUCCGCCAUAGGUUGGGAGUACCACAAAUCGGGAAUGCUAUCCAAGGAGCAACUGCUCCGCCUUUUUGAUCGAUUCACUUUCCUCACCUCACAGUCUGACGUGAAGCAAAGGAUUGCGGAUGCUGUGAAGGACAAACAGGAAGCUGUUGCUGUUACAACUGCAAUCCAAGAGGAGAUAUUUUUGGAGAUGGGAAUUGAUCCAAGAUUUGGUCUUGCUUGCUUGGGAAAAGUAAACAUGGUGUAUGAAAAUGAUCAGGAUUUGAUGAUUCGCUUUUAUGGUUUUGUUGCAAAAGAAGAGCUGGCUUGUGAGGAAGCAGAGCUUGGUCCAGACGGAUUUGCUGAAAGAAUGCACAUGCAACACAGUUUACAAGAGCAGCAAUUAGAGAUGCUGAAGUAUAUGCGCAACUUUCACUUGGAUGAUCAAUCUGCAAUCAUUGACAAGGUUCGCCAGAACAUGGAGAUGGCCAAUUUUGACAGUGAGGCUUCAGUACUGUCAGUGGAAGAGAUGCAGGUUGUUGUUUCAAGCUAAGUGGCACCUCUGUUCUGCCUAGAUAGCUUAGCUGAAAGUGCUGCUGUCUGUUGUAAGUUGUAACGAGAUCAUUGAGCUGUAUAUUGCGGCCUUUGAGCUUUGGAACAGAGAUUGAGUUCCCCUUUAUUCCUAGUGUUUAUAAGUGUUAGUAUUGCACAAAAAAGAAUUGCAUUUUAGAUAUUUGCUUUACGGAGUUCAUGGGUCAAUAUUUUAUUAUCAGUGUGUUUCUACUUUCUACCAUUGCUCCAUGAUGUUCUAGGUGACAAUUAUUAAGGGAAAAUGACAUUGUUUCCCCUGAAUUUUAUGUCUAUAGUGCUUUUUCACCUAAAUUAUUUAUGCAUUUACUUGUCUUCAAA
This is a messenger RNA of Ipomoea nil (Japanese morning glory), 1065 nucleotides long. RefSeq lists its product as uncharacterized. The coding region runs from base 179 to 709 and encodes 176 amino acids. The transcript has 7 exons. The record is from RefSeq and is a predicted model, not a curated record. Lineage: Eukaryota; Viridiplantae; Streptophyta; Magnoliopsida; Solanales; Convolvulaceae.